This is a messenger RNA of Funneliformis mosseae, 384 nucleotides long. The record is from the annotation of a GenBank genome assembly. NCBI's taxonomy places the organism in Eukaryota, Fungi, Glomeromycota, Glomeromycetes, Glomerales, Glomeraceae.
AUGGAAUACGAAUAUUAUCAUCAACAAUUUCUUAUCGAGAAACCAUGCCUCGCUACGCAAAUUCCUCCCGAGAUUUUCAUAAGCAUUUGUAAGGAUUUACCACCUACUGAUCUCCUCUCCCUCGCUCGUGUAUGUAAAAAGUUUUACGGAUAUCUUUGCUCAACGAAUUCGUUGACCACCCAAGAAAUUUGGAGGAAUUCUCGUAUGACAUUCUUACCUUUUGUACAAUUACCACCACCUGAAGGUAUGACCGAACUUCAAUAUGUGAAGCUGGUUUCUGAGCGUGGGUGUCAAUUUUGUGGAAAAUCAAGGAUUAGAAAAAUUUAUUGGCCCUUUCUCGUACGGAGUUGCAAGAAAUGUCUUGAGGAACGAACGAUAAGGUGA